CGCGGUAAAGCCACCCCACCAAAACUGAAUUCCUCCUCCUCCUCCUCCUCCUCGUUCUAGAUCUUCGCCGCCUCCGCUUCUCUGGAUCUCCUCGGAGAAUUCUGCUGUAAUCUAACGCAAUCCUAACGAAAUUUUCCAUUGGAUUCGCUUCAUAAUCGUCGUCUGUUACGCCGGAUCAUGUGAAAGUUUAUUUCGAUCAGAUGGCCUCGAUCCGACGAACUCUCUCGCCAGCGCUUAACGACCGUCUCUAUCAGAACGGGACCGCUGUCUCUUCCCCUUACUCGCCAGCAUCUCACAAGCUUUUACCCAAUGGCAACAGUAAAUACCAAUCCGUGCCGCAUUUACCGUUAUUCAGCGCGCUCAGUCUGCUCUCGCGGAGAGGAUGGCGGCGAUCCUUCUACCGGUGUCUCAUCUUCCUCCUCCUAGGGUUUUUAUUCGGAAUGACUCCGUUUGGUAACAUUGAAACCGAUAUCCAGACUCAGGAUUUCACCCUUCCCGACCUAAAACCGCCGUUCGUCAAUGUGCAAUUGGACGAUCAGAGCAUUAAUUCUGUUUCUUUGACGGUCGAUAAGAGUUUAGAGGAUCAGAUGAGUGAGUUAGAACCGAGAAAGCAGUUAAUUAUAGUGACUCCGACGUAUAAUCGGGCAUUUCAAGCGUAUUUCUUGAACAGGUUAGGGCAGCUGCUGAGAUUGGUAAAGCCUCCAGUGCUGUGGAUUAUUGUGGAGGAGAAAUCGGCAUCUUUCGAGACGGCAGAGAUACUGAGGAAGACGGGAGUGAUGUAUAGGCACUUGGUAACUAAAGUUAAUUCAAGCAGUGUGAAGGACAGAGGCGUACACCAGAGGAAUGCGGCUUUGGAGCAUAUGGAGCGGCAUAAGCUUGAUGGGAUUGUGUAUUUUGCCGACGAUGAUAAUGUAUACUCCCUUGAGUUGUUUGAGAGCUUGAGGGGCAUCAGCCGUUUUGGUACUUGGCCUGUUGCCAUGCUUACUCCAAGUAAAAACAAGGCAAUUUUGGAAGGUCCAAUAUGCAAUGGAACUCAAGUGAUUGGAUGGCACACAAAUGAGAAAAGCAAAAGGCUUCGGCGGUUUCAUGUUGAUAUGUCAGGAUUUGCUUUCAACAGCACCAUCUUGUGGGACCCAAAAAGAUGGAAACGCCCCUUUCGAAAUUCAAUUCGACAGUUGGACACAGUGAAGGAGGGUUUUCAAGAAACUACAUUUAUAGAACAAGUGGUGGAAGACGAAAGUCAGAUGGAAGGUACACCCCCUGGUUGCUCAAGGAUACAGAACUGGCAUCUCCAUUUGGAUACAAAGAAUCUUGUUUAUCCGAGAGGCUGGCUACUCCAGGAGAACCUUGACGUUAUUUUGCCCAUACAGUGAUGGACUUUCAUAUUGGUGAUUUAAUACACAGAGGCGGAGGUGAGUUUGACUGUUGAUCACGCAUCCAUGAAACUGGAAUUCUCAGCAUCUGUAAGUUUUGCCUUUGCCUUAAAAGAUGGAUAUGCUUGAAACAAAAAAUCAAUUGGAGAAACAGAAGAACUUCCUUUGUUCCUAUUCCUUCAAGGUGGAGGAAAGGAAGACAAUUUUGGAACAUGGUUCUUGUAAAAGUUCCUUACUUGAGGCCUUGUUUGUUUGUAUAUCUAGCUCUUGAUUUUUCCUAGAAUGCAAUGUUAUAUAUUCACCUCAUCAAAUAAUCUUUUUGUAAUUUAGCAUUCUCCUGCUCCUGCCAGAGUUCUGCCUUUUGUUUGUGUUGGUGACUGCCUUAAAGAAGAGAUUAGCUGCCAUCAGCAUCAAGCAGCAGCUAUAGAUAUUUACUGGCAUUGACCGAGAGGAUAGAGGAUUUGUGAAUUCUAUGGGUAGAUUUUGGCAGUUUCUUAUUCUUUACAGGACAAAAUCUUGUUUCUACAUUCUUAUUUCCUUAUAGAGUUCCUGUGGCUGUGUAUGGGUUUUCUUUAGUUUGUUAUUCUUUUUGGAACACAUUAUUUCACCAUCCACCCUACUGAAAAUUGGAAGUGUCUUACCUGGGGGAUGUUGUGAAAUCAUCCAUUGUACUUGGGCCUCGUAUCAAGCCGAAGCAAGCCGCACGGCAUCGUCAUGUUCAAAAACUUUUAUGGUAAAAAGAGGAUAAUGGAAAAGCAAUUUUUUUGUUUCAGAUGGUCGAUAUUUAUGAUUCAGAAAUACCAAAAGCUGCUGAAAUCAAAACUUUUACUCCCC
Messenger RNA from Rubroshorea leprosula, 2207 nucleotides. Lineage: Eukaryota; Viridiplantae; Streptophyta; Magnoliopsida; Malvales; Dipterocarpaceae. The record is from the annotation of a GenBank genome assembly.